AGCAAUUACUUGAUGUUGUCUGAAUCUGUGGUUAAAUAUGCCGGAGGUCUUCCUUUGGCACUCCAUGUUCUAGGUUCUUUUUUGUGUGGAAGAAGUGUACCUGAGUGGGAAGAUGCUUUAGACAGGCUAAAGGAAAUUCCAGAAGAUAAUAUUAUUCGAAAACUUAAAAUAAGUUAUGAUGCAUUAAAUUAUCAAGAAAAGGCAAUAUUUUUGGAUAUUGCUUGUUUUUUCAAUGGAUGGAUGAAAUAUGAAGUGACCCAAAUUUUGAGAAACUGUGAUCUCCACCCUACAAUUGGAAUAAAUGUUUUGAUUGAGAAAGCUUUACUAAUUGAAAGAAGAAUAUGUAUGGAAAAUGCAUUUUAGAGAUGCACGAUUUACUUCAAGAAUUGGGUCGGAAUAUUGUUUUCCAAGAAUCUCUUGAUAAUGCUGGCAGACGUAGUAGGUUGUGGAAUAUAGAGGACAUCAAUGAAAUAUUGAAAGAUAACGCAGGAUCAAAUGCAAUACAUGCCAUUGUUACGCUUUCCCAUGCUGAAGUAGAAGUGCAUCCUGAAGUAUUUUCAAAGAUGAGAAAUCUCAGACUUCUCUACUUAGACUGUGGAUUGAAACAUCCUAUAGAUUUCAAAUGCCUUUCCAAUGCAUUAAAAGUAAUUGUGUGGUUGCAUUGUCCACUAGAAGCUCUUCCACUUGAAAUUCCACUGCAUAAACUUGUUGAUAUUCAGAUGCCUUAUAGCAACAUAAAGCAACUCUGGAAUGGUGUAAAGUUUAUGAAGAACUUGAAGCAUAUUGAUAUGAGUUAUUCUAAAGAUUUGACUGAAACUCCAAAUUUCUCAGGAGUUCCAAAUUUAGAAAAUUUAAUUCUUGAAUGGUGUAUAUCCCUCAUUGUGGUUCAUCCCUCGCUUGGAGAGUUGAAAAAACUUGUUGAAGUGGACUUGCAUGAUGAUGUAUAAGACUUGAAAUCCUUCCAAGAAAAUUGGAGAUGAAUUCAUUGAUAAAGUUGGAUCUUGGUUAUUGUUAUGAAAUCUCAAUGCUUCCAGAGUUUGGGGAAUGCAUGAAGAAAUUAUCUUUGCUUGAUGCAAGUUGCACUGCUAUAACCAAACUUCCUGAAUCACUGGGAUUCUUAACUGGUCUGCAAGAUUUGGGAUUGAGUGGCUGCGAAAAUAUUGAUCUUCAUCCCUUUACUGUCAAAAAGUUGUUGGGCUUUAAUCUAAUGUCAUUAACAGAGUUAAACUUAAGCAACUGUGGCAUUAGUGAUGGAUCAAUUCCUGAUGAUUUUGGGGGCUUAACAUCAUUAUUUGCAUUGGAUCUGGGACGAAAUGAUUUUGUUAAUCUACCAAUUGGUUGCUUCUGUAAUCUGCAUCGUCUACACUAUCUGUUUUUGAAUGAUUGCAAGAGGCUCAAGUCACUACCAAAGCUUCCACCACGAUUAAUUCGAUUAGAUGCAUUCGGUUGUGAUGCAUUGGAACCUUUAUCAGAUCGACAGUUAUGGAAUGUCGUUUCUUCACUUGACCAUGAGUAUCGCCAUCAAACUAAAUAUACCAAUUCACUGAUCCAGCACGAUGAGUUAGAAUAUCUACCUCAAAGGGAUUUUCUCACAAUUAUCACAGCACUUGAAGUGCCAUCAUGGUUUCAAAAUAAAGAUUAUGUUUCUUCAUAUGACUACAGUGGGGAAUUUGUAUUAAUGGUGGACAUCCCUCAAUAUUUUCGUGCGAGUGAAUGGUCAGGCCUUGCUGUAUGCUUGAAUAUACAAAGCUUUUUGAUGUCUGAGAGUGUUUACAUUUCAUGGAGUAGCAAAGCUCCGGAAGAUGAUAAUUAUAUAUGCAAAGAUUGGUCACACGUUAUUGGAAAUGGUUUGAAGCAGGGUCAUCACCUCUGUCUAAUGCUGUUGCAUUUAAAUGAUAAAACAUGUUGGCAACAUUUAAGAGGUGAUGACAGUUGCCUUCAUAUCAAACUCAGCCUGCGUUGUGCACUUCUUGAAGACCUUGUAAUUGUCGGUUGUGGAUGGCGAGUUCUAUGUAAAGAUGAGAUGAAAGAGUGGGGCAGCUUUAAUGAUUUCAGCAAAUCAACCAAAGCAGAAGCUGGAGCUUCUAAGGUCUGUUUCUCACCUUCACUGGUUUGUUUCUGUUGCUGGUCCAUUUCUGUCGCUGGUUCGUUUCUGUUGCUGGUUUAUUUCUGCUGUUGGAAAUUAUCUUCUGCUGCCUCUCUGUUCUGUGUCGAUGUUGGUGUGUGUUAGUUGAUGUGUGUGAGCUGAAUCAUUUGAGCUGAGGUGCUGCUCAUGGUUUCAUCUGCUUCUUGGUGCUGUUUUGUUCUUCUGCUGUCCAUGUGUCGUGCUAGAGACUCUUCCCCUGUUCAGCCAUAAACUUCAGCUCCUCCUCUUAUCUUCAUCAUUUGUGCUUUAAGAUAGUAGAAAUGGACUGGCUCUUCAGUAGAUCUCGUGGGACUCCUUAAAACAAAAAGUAUUUUGUUGCUUCAAUUACAUUGUGGAUUAAUGUAAAUAUUUAAACAUUCUAUUUUUGUUCUAGAAUAGCUCCACGAAUCAUAUAGGCAGGAUCCUUAGUUAAAUUAUUUUGGUUUGUAUAUAUUGUAUCAGAGUAGAACUUUGAAUGUUGCUUGAAUGUGCUUUUUGGCAGGUUGUAGGGAUUUUAGGAAGUCCAACUUAAAGCAGAAAUUUUGUCGAAAUUUUUAUAGGUAGCUCAAGUAUUUUGUUACUAUUAAUAGUUGCUUAAUAUAAAUGAUGAUUGUACGACAAAAUUUGAAUUAAUAUAUUAGACUUAUUAAGGGUUUAGGUUUAUAGAAUGUGUUUUCUUGCAUUUUAAUCGAUUACAUUUCAGAAGUUGGGGGUGAGACAUUAGUAUGAAUUAAAAUCCUUGUAAAUUGAUAAUAGUAGUGCAAAUAAUUGUUAUGGUUUGUUGUUUUUGGCAACGUAUGAUAUGGCUUCCUCUCAAUCUUCAUGAACAUAUUUACCACUAUACCAUGCUACAGUAAACUCUCCAGUGCACCAACUCUAGAGAGUCAAUUUUAAGAAUGUCAAUUAUAAUUAUGAAUUGAUAUUUUUGUAUUAUUCAAGGUAAUUUUUUUUAAUUGACAAUGUUGACUGA
Molecule: messenger RNA, 3095 nt
Organism: Prosopis cineraria
Lineage: Eukaryota; Viridiplantae; Streptophyta; Magnoliopsida; Fabales; Fabaceae
Product: TMV resistance protein N-like
Exons: 7
Coding region: 977-2230 (417 amino acids)
Molecular function (GO): protein binding
Source: RefSeq, a predicted model, not a curated record